AUGACUCCUGUUUGUUCCAGUCUCUUCAGGUCUGAUGCAGCGGUGAGUGAAAAAGCAAGUGAAGGCUGGCUCAAAGCCCAGAAGAUCACGAACAGUAUAACCUAUUACUAUACCACAAUCCCAGCCACGGAGGACCAGUCUUCAUGGUCUGCCAAAAAUGACCUGUCUCCUGGUGCACUCUCCCUUACUUCCUGCCCCUCAUCCUGCCUUCCUUGCGCAACUGCCUCUGGUUCUGACACUCCCCGGCCUUCCCCUCUCACCGUCCCCUCCACACCCUUGAUCACAGGUCUGCACUCCCCCACAUCUAUCUCACAACCCUCAGAUCCACCAUCCGCCUCUCCUUCGUCACCCCGCCGUCCGCUCGUCCUCCUCCUCCCCUGGCUCGGCGCUCAGCCAGGGGCGGUGGCCAAGUACCGCGACCUCUACAUGAAACAUGGCAUGGAUGUGCUGGUGGUGGAGAGCGGUGUCGUGCACUUCCUGUGGCCCCGUUGGGGACUGGAGUAUGCGUUGGAGGUGCUGAAGGUUCUGGAGGGGCCACCGUUCUCUGGGCGACCCGUGCUGGUCCACGCCUGUUCCAUCGGCGCCUACACCUUCAGCCAGAUGCUCAUCCACAUGGCCCAAGGCCCGGAGAAAUAUGCCGGCCUGGUCCAAAGGGUGGUAGGGAGCAUCUAUGACAGCGUUGUGAUCGGUACACUGGAUCAUAUGGCAACAGGUGUUGGCAAGACGCUGUUCCCGCGUCUGGAGACCGUCGUCAGAAACGCCGCCUUGUUUUACUUCGGGCUGUUCAAAACCCACACGGAGGACUACUACAACAACGGCAUCCACACGUUUCACAACUGCCCGCUCACCACGCCGGCGCUCUUCUUCUUCUGCGAAAACGACGCCCUUUGCGAUCCGGUUGCCAUGGAAGCUACUAUCGACCUCUGGCGGGAGAGGGGCGUGGCCGUGCGGAGCAGGAAGUGGAAGGAAUCGGUGCACGCGGCCCACAUGCGAUGUCACCGGGAUGACUAUCUGUCUACGCUGGAGGCCUUCCUGAAGUCUCUGCCCAGAGCCCCUCUCAGACAAGGAGAAAGAAAGAAAACUGCGAGGAGCCGGGAAUGA
Molecule: messenger RNA, 1101 nt
Organism: Lampris incognitus (smalleye Pacific opah)
Lineage: Eukaryota; Metazoa; Chordata; Actinopteri; Lampriformes; Lampridae
Exons: 2
Coding region: 1-1101 (366 amino acids)
Molecular function (GO): serine hydrolase activity
Source: RefSeq, a predicted model, not a curated record